Molecule: messenger RNA, 195 nt
Organism: Cooperia oncophora
Lineage: Eukaryota; Metazoa; Nematoda; Chromadorea; Rhabditida; Trichostrongylidae
Source: the annotation of a GenBank genome assembly
AUGAUCGACAGGAAGUUCAGCAUUUUCACGAGGAAGAAAAGUUCGCCGAAUCAAGAUAAGAACGGUGGUAUCACUGGCGUUCAUGGGAGUGCGUUGAAAGAGGUUGAGUCAGGUGAAUGCUCUCCAAUGAACGAGGUGCAAUUCCGGCUCCCAAGUGAUCGACGCAUUUCGUCACCAUCUGGAGACUCUGGUUAG